Molecule: messenger RNA, 625 nt
Organism: Salarias fasciatus (jewelled blenny)
Lineage: Eukaryota; Metazoa; Chordata; Actinopteri; Blenniiformes; Blenniidae
Gene: snrpe
Product: small nuclear ribonucleoprotein polypeptide E
Exons: 5
Coding region: 185-463 (92 amino acids)
Biological process (GO): mRNA splicing, via spliceosome
Cellular component (GO): spliceosomal complex
Molecular function (GO): RNA binding
Source: RefSeq, a predicted model, not a curated record
UGCGAUGAAGACCUCCUGCCUGCAGGGGGCAAUGUGUUAAAACAAUCGGAACCGGAACGUGCUAACACCCGGAAGUGAGCCCGCCAUUGAAGCGCAACAUCAACGUGAUCGUUUCAUUCUCUCAUUGUGAGAAAAAGGAGCUAAUUCCUCUCCGAAUCGCUCUCGCUGGUGGAAUACUGCAGCAAUGGCGUACCGAGGACAGGGGCAGAAGGUGCAGAAGGUUAUGGUGCAGCCCAUUAACCUCAUUUUUCGGUAUCUUCAAAACCGCUCACGGAUCCAGGUGUGGCUAUACGAGCAGGUGAACAUGCGGAUAGAGGGCUGCAUCAUUGGCUUCGAUGAGUACAUGAAUCUGGUUCUAGACGACGCCGAGGAAGUCCACAUGAAGACGAAGAACAGAAAGCCUCUGGGGAGGAUCAUGCUGAAAGGAGACAACAUCACUCUGCUGCAGAGUGUCUCCAACUGAAAACACACACUCACACACGCGUGCGCCUCAGCUUUCCUGCAGAGAAUGACGUCCUCCUCCCACAGUAGUCUCUUUGUGUUUGUAUGACAUGGAUCAUAUGAGUGUUUCUUUUUAUCAUCUGCUUGUAUUUUGACAAUAAACCUAUUGUUUUUUUUUUCUUAA